AUGUUGGGCCUUGCGAAUAUGCAGCCGCGGCAACUCGCCGCACAAGUCCUGAACUUCGCGCUCGUCCUGUCAACCGCCUUCAUGAUGUGGAAAGGACUGUCCGUGGUCUCCGACUCGCCCUCGCCCAUUGUCGUCGUUCUGUCAGGAUCCAUGGAGCCUGCAUUCCAACGAGGAGAUCUGCUGUUCCUGUGGAACCGGGGGGCAGAUACACAAGUGGGCGAAAUUGUGGUGUACAACGUCAAGGGCAAAGACAUCCCGAUCGUGCAUCGCGUUGUGAGGAGAUAUGGAGGAGGCAAAACACCGCUCCGCCUCCUGACCAAGGGCGACAACAACCUCGCGGACGACACCGAACUCUACGCCGCCGGCCAAUCCUUCCUGAACCGCAAAGAAGAUGUCAUCGGAAGCGUCGUCGGCUUCAUACCAUUCGUUGGAUACGUUACCAUCCUGUUGAGCGAGCAUCCAUGGCUGAAGCAGGUCAUGUUAGGCAUGAUGGGUGUGAUGGUGGUUUUACAAAGAGAGUAG
Alternaria ethzedia is the source of this 522-nucleotide messenger RNA. It is a transcript of the gene SEC11, whose product is annotated as Signal peptidase complex catalytic subunit. The record is from RefSeq and is a predicted model, not a curated record. Gene Ontology annotation, molecular function: serine-type endopeptidase activity. NCBI's taxonomy places the organism in Eukaryota, Fungi, Ascomycota, Dothideomycetes, Pleosporales, Pleosporaceae. The transcript is spliced from 2 exons. Gene Ontology annotation, cellular component: signal peptidase complex; membrane. Bases 1 to 522 code for a protein of 173 amino acids.